AUGGCUCUCACACCUGUACGGCCGAGUGUCAGCACCUGGCCAGCGACCUCCUCGCCAGACCCGAUAUCUAUGCUUCCAACGGCGAGCAAACGCGCAUCACCGCUGGACAUCACAACACCGCAACGAGGACUGAAGCGCAGAAAGUUGUCCCCGAUGAGCGACGCGUCGACGCGUACUACGCCGUCGAUGCUCGCCGCUGAGCAGGGGGCGGAUGGAGCGGAUGCGCCCUCCGAUCUGUCUGAUACACCUACAACCCCUAUGCCGGUCACGAGACCAGCAAAGUUCUACGUCUCUGAGGCGAGCGCGCCAGUGCCGAAGGACCAACUAUCCAAACUUCCAGACGCCGUACUACUCCUGAUGAUCCCUCAGCUUGUGCUCGAACCGCCUUCCAGCCCCAAUUACGUAUCGGCGCUAUAUGUCUCCUGGCUUGCUGUGAGUCGGUGUUCAAGAUUGACGUUGACAGCUGAGCUGGAGGUGCGGGCGUUGACUGGGCUCGCUGAGGUGGGCUUGCUGGUGCUUGAUGCAGAGCUUGAAGAGCAAUGGGUGAAGGGCGUUCUUGGACAGGCGGAGAAGGGGAUCGAGAGAGGGCUCGUCAUUGCCAAGGCCCACCCCACGCUCUCGCACUACGUCUCCCCGUUGUUGUAUCUUCAAGUACGGCUCGCGGCGUAUGGACCUGUACGGAGAGCAUUGAACCUGUCCAAGGCGGCUUGCGCCCACCAUUCGAAGUUGAAGAGCGACGCAACAUGGCUCCACUACCUGCAUCACAGUCAUAUCUUGUCCUCGCUCACCCCGAGCCAAGUAUCCACUCAGCUAGGCCACCUCGCCAACCCGCCCAGCGUCGACCCCGUCUUCACACGCAUACAUUCACUUCUCCGUCUCUCUCACCUUCUGCCAGACCAACCGGAUGACUUUCCAGACGACUGUCAUUCCCUUCUGGCUUCCUUUCCCGAUGUGUCUACUCUCCGGGGUCCGGACGCUUCUCUGCUCCUUAUUGCUCAGAUCCUUUCCUUUCUGCAUUAUGCGUCCUCUCGGGCAAGCAAAGACUAUUGCCAGUCGCAAGCAUCUCUCCUCGACUCCCUACCUGCAUUGCUGGACCAUAUUCUAUGCGCAGCAGCCCCAUCGAUACCUACGUCCCCCCGGAACAUCCCUAUUCUAAUCUCUUGCCCACCGAAGAAACUUCUCCUGGCUCUGGCUUGUCUCGUCGCGGCCGUGGCGAGCCGUGACGCCUCUGGACGUCAGAGUAAACGAGGUAUCUGGGCUUCAGAGGGGUUGAAGUUAUUUGAAGAAGAAAUGGAUGAACUCCCUCGGUGGUAUUCGCUCAAAGAGAAGAAAAUGGUCGAAAGACAGCUGCAUGAGAUCAAAGCCCUUUUACAAUGCGAAAUGAUCAGCGUGGCUAUCAUGAGGAGCGAGUUUGAGGAAGCGAAGAGGUACCUUGACGAUGUGAUCAACUAUACUUGCUCCGUGACAAUGGACCUCUUUAUCCAAUUUAGCCCUCUUAUCUCGUUGUUACAUGGCCGUCUCGCUCAUUCCGUCUUCUGCGUCGAACGCGCCCUGGACUGCUACGCCAUGGCUCACCACUUUGCGACAGAACAGGGGAACGAUGGUAUCCGUCGGGCUGUGUCUUUAGAUCUGCUUGGGCUGAAACUCGGCUUGGGGGAGGAUGUUGAGCUAGCAUGUGAGGAACUCUUGCUUGAUCUGGCUGACUGCAAGGACGAGCCGCUGAAUGAGGCGGCUAUGGUAUUCCGCGCGAUCGUUGCAAAGGAAAUCCACAAGUCCAAGCAACAUCUCAAGCGUGCGUUGGACACCACGACGUGGCGUUCAGACAACUACCUACGUCUUUUCGUUCUCUGUAUCACGGCCUCGCAUUACCAGCUCACCUUCCCGGAACGAGCCAUGACUUCCCUCAAGUCCUCGCGUCAGAUUUGCCUUGGCCUGGGUGCACGACCUGAAGGAGAACAGAGGAGCUCGUACACUGAAGGGAAUUCGUCGAUCGGCUUGUGGGUCGGGGAGAAAUACCUGGAAUUACUACAGAGACAGCCUGAGGGAACCGAGAAUAAAUUAAAGAAGCAGGAAACUAUCAACAAGGCUCUAAGACUCCGGUGGACGGGUAUCCAAAGUCGGAUGGCGGGGUUGCUUGGGGGCCAAGAAGAGACGUCGGCUUAGGAUUCGGGCAGUAUUAUUAUUCUUUAACUUUAGGGAUAUCGAGCUGCCUGGCAGGUGCUAUGGACGGUCUGUAGCGAUACCUUUGCAUUUUUGUAUUUUAUCAUCCUAGUUCUACUU
Molecule: messenger RNA, 2280 nt
Organism: Dacryopinax primogenitus
Lineage: Eukaryota; Fungi; Basidiomycota; Dacrymycetes; Dacrymycetales; Dacrymycetaceae
Exons: 6
Coding region: 1-2163 (720 amino acids)
Biological process (GO): mitotic sister chromatid cohesion; maintenance of mitotic sister chromatid cohesion
Cellular component (GO): chromatin; SMC loading complex
Molecular function (GO): double-stranded DNA binding
Source: RefSeq, a predicted model, not a curated record